AGACUUUGCAUUAUUAUUUUUAUUUGAAAUAUUUUCUUUGAACCAAAAUAUUGAAAAACAUCACACAAUAAUAAUUCAAUUGGUGUCAUUCUUUUUUCAUUUACAAUCAAUUUUGUUUUAUAAAUACCUUGCAUAAUGAGUAUUAAAUCGAAAAUAUCAUCCAUUUUAUGGAUGAUAUUAAUAAUAUUGAAGAUAAUGAAAUGUGAUGCUCAUCCAUUCAGUAACAAUCAAGAAUCAAAUGAUCCAUCAAGAUGUAUGGAAUUUGAAGUGAAUGAAAUAGAUGCUAUUACAUUUUUGAAUAAUGGUUCACGUUUAAUUGUGAUCGAUAAUGAUUAUUGGUUGUUGAAUAUUAAUCGAAAAGAACUGCCAACACUUCAAACUAAACGGCCUAUUAUUGAUUUGAUUGCUCCAAUUUGGCGGCCAUCUUUAGAGACAAUACUUCAAACAUUAAAAAUUAUUGAUUCAAAUCGAUCAGAAAUUGAUUUGGCUGAAAAUAAUCAAUUUCGUAUUGAUGCCGCUGUCAACAUUGAAAUGAAAGUAGAAAAUGGUCGAUGUGUUCCAACUAAUCAGUUGUUAAUUUAUUCAACAUUACCCAAUAAUAAUGGACCAUUGAUCACUGUUCACGAGAAUAAUUAUGUUUACAGUUCACAAAAUUUACUUGAUUUUGAUUUAUUAAAAGCGGCAAAAUCUGUGGAUUUUACUAAAAAUAUUAAUGGUAUGACUUAUUUCAAUAAUAUGACCAUCAUUUUUCAAGGUAAAUAUUUCACAACCAUACGAUGUGUAAAGGAUAAAUGGAUAGAAGUAUUACACAAAGAAAUCGAUCAAGUAUUUCCAAAAGCAAUGAUCGAUCCAGAUUCGGUUGAUAUGUCAUCACCUAAUAAUGAGAUUCAAUAUGAUAAUACUUAUGUAUUAUUAUUUUAUCGUCAACAAUAUCUGGCAUGCUCGGUGCUUGGUGAUGCUCCAUGUGAAGGACCUUAUAGUGUUAUGACCGAGUUAUUUAAUGCUGAUCACUUUUGUUAUACUAUUGAAGUUAAUGAUCGUUAUAUGAUUUUCUUCUUAGCGAUUCUGAUUAUUAUCGUGGCAAUUUUAGCAAUAAAGUUUAUGAUUUCACGUGUUUUUAAGAAACCUGUAAAUAUAGGCGAAAAACAACAUGUAUCAUAUGCUUCAUUAAAAACUGGUAAUGAUAAUAAUGCAACAAAUGUAAUAGGAAUCGAUUCUGAAUCGAAACAAUUGUCGACAACAAAUGGAAAAUCAUAAACAUCCUUGACUACCGUCAUCAUCAUA
Molecule: messenger RNA, 1284 nt
Organism: Dermatophagoides pteronyssinus (European house dust mite)
Lineage: Eukaryota; Metazoa; Arthropoda; Arachnida; Sarcoptiformes; Pyroglyphidae
Source: RefSeq, a predicted model, not a curated record